This is a messenger RNA of Fonsecaea erecta, 456 nucleotides long. RefSeq lists its product as hypothetical. The transcript has a single exon. Gene Ontology annotation, molecular function: transcription corepressor activity. NCBI's taxonomy places the organism in Eukaryota, Fungi, Ascomycota, Eurotiomycetes, Chaetothyriales, Herpotrichiellaceae. Gene Ontology annotation, cellular component: chromatin; Sin3-type complex. Gene Ontology annotation, biological process: negative regulation of transcription by RNA polymerase II. Bases 1 to 456 code for a protein of 151 amino acids. The record is from RefSeq and is a predicted model, not a curated record.
AUGGAGCGCAUUCACCAAGAGCAACAACAGCAACAGCAUGAAGCGCAGAGACCAUCACAAUAUAUUCAGCAACCACUGCCAGCGGCACCUCCACAACCAGGCCAGCCUUUUAUGCCAGGACCGUCUUCAACGCCCGCUCCACCGCAAUCAACACACGCCCAACAACCCCUUUUGAAUGAUGCUCUGAGCUACCUUAACCAAGUCAAAGUACGAUUCAGCGAUCGUCCAGAUGUGUAUGACAGGUUUCUGGACACCGUGAAGGACUUCAAGAGGCAAGUGAUCGAUACACCAGGAGUUCUUAAGCGUAUCUCAAAUCUCUUCAACGGCCAUCCUACCCUAAUCCGAAGGUUUAACAUCUUCCUCCCACCUGGAUACUUUAUGGAAUGUGGGACCGAAGGGAACCCAGACGCCAUCAAGGUCACAACUCCCAGUGGGACGAUGACCCAUUUCCUCUAG